Messenger RNA from Megalopta genalis, 6301 nucleotides. RefSeq names its product Cytochrome P450 18a1 (gene Cyp18a1). The record is from RefSeq and is a predicted model, not a curated record. Gene Ontology annotation, cellular component: cytoplasm; intracellular membrane-bounded organelle. Gene Ontology annotation, biological process: xenobiotic metabolic process. Lineage: Eukaryota; Metazoa; Arthropoda; Insecta; Hymenoptera; Halictidae. Gene Ontology annotation, molecular function: steroid hydroxylase activity; oxidoreductase activity, acting on paired donors, with incorporation or reduction of molecular oxygen, reduced flavin or flavoprotein as one donor, and incorporation of one atom of oxygen; heme binding.
GGUGACGGUGGGUGGCGGUUGCGGCGGUGGUUACCGCCGCGCAACCACGCCGGGCAAAUCCGAUGAUCGCGAGCGUAUCGUAUGCGAUACGUAUACGCGUCGUAGGUGCGCUGAAAGCGGUAGGAGGCGAAGGAGGGAGUGGUAACACCUGGAAUGUACGUAAGGUAAACGGCAUCCGGGCAAUGCCCUCGCAUGUAAACAAUCAGAAAUUGCAGGCUUGAUUACGCGAGCAAGUUGUUUCUCGCGUAUGCGCACGAUCAAAGAAUCGAUCACGUUUGCCUGCACGCGUGCUCACCGCCCGUAACAGUUGUAACAGUGUAGUACGAGCACGCGAAUACACGGCGGCAUACCAGUUUUUCCGUUUUUCCAGCGUUAUCCUACUCCGCGACGGUUUAAUUCAGCUAUCGCCGCGAUACGAUCGAUCGCUUGUCACAUCGAUCGUCGUUAUUUCGAAAUAUCGUCGCUCGUACCGCACACCGUAACCCUCCGACGUUCUCGAUCGGUUUCGAAUCGUUUGGCGUCCCGUCGCGUCGCUAACUUGGCGCGGCCGCAACCGCGAAACGAACACUUCCGCUUCAACGAUUCUCCGAAUCCGUCCGCGUUUUCGGAACGCUCCGAGUUUCUAGGGCCGGCGUCCGCGAGAAUCGUGAUUCGGUAUUCGGUAUUCGGUAUUCGGUAUUCGGUAUUCGGCUGUCCGGUGCUCGAAUCGUUCGAAGCCGGCGAAUCGGCGCGCCGUACUCGGACCCGCGGACUGCCGCGCGAGCACGUUGGAUCGCAAAAGCUGUCGCGAACGAAAUCGCGACGGAUACGAGCAUUUCGAGGAAUCGAAUUCUGCAGAGCCACGGCGAAUCGCCGGUGUAGCGUAGUCGUGGUCGAACGGUCCUGUAAACCGUAAACCGAUUCGAACGAGUUCCACGCUCUCUGAAACGUACGAGUAGAAAGAAAACUCGCGAAACCGGACAUCGAUUAGCGUUGCGUCGGGUGCCAGCAAUUUCCAGAGUGAACGUGAAAACGUUGAUUCGAACGAUACGAUCGCAUCGAGUUUUCGGUAAGAAAUCGAAAUCUCGAUGCGCGGAGGGUGGUCGCGGUCGACGCGUUUCGACGGCAACGGCUAUGGGAUUCUCGUCGCCGAAAGGAAUGUUCGCUGGAGAGUAUCGCUCCGUGAAUGUUCGUCCUCGGCGGCAAAAGGGAUAUUUCUGGUACCGUCCAUGGUGAAAACCGGACGUGGCUAUCGAGUAAGAAUACAAACUGGGUCAAUGACCCAGCCGCCGAAGAACCGCGACUGUUCGGUAGAGACCGCGUCUGGGUCAGCGUGGACCGCUAAAUUAAGAACCGUUCAUACCUAUGGAAAGAAAUCUCGAUUUUCGAACAAUCCGCGAACGCGUCGACGGAUCGUUUCGGAUCGAAAUUAAAGCGAAUCGACGCGCGUUCGUUUUCGUGCGAAAGUCGAUCGUCGUUGUCGACGGUUUUCGCGAAAUCAUUUUGCCGGAUUUGUUCUCUGGGAAGAGAAUUAAAGUAGAAUCGGAUAGGGGAUCCGAUACGGAUCGUUUGCAAAUCGAUCGGAGAGAUAGAUACUCGUCGUCGAGUUCGAUGGUAGCGAUCUCCGCUACGGGGAUACGAGAAUACGGGAAUACGGGAAUACGGGAAUACGGGAAUACGGGAAUACAGGGCUACGGACGCACAGACGCGCACGCGCUCGAGUACUUACGGACCGAUAAUAUUUGGAGAGCCUCGCAAGGCUGCAGGGGGCCCGGAGCCCCCCACCGAUGUUCAUCGAUACGAGUCCUCGAGGUUUUCGACCAACGAGACCGAGGAACAAGGUGCCCACCUUCGCACCCUCGCCGGAAGCAUCCACCACCCUGAACCCGAGAGCUCGCGCUUUAUCCCCACCGUUGUCUUGUCCGGUGUUGUUUCGUCUCGUCUCGUUUCGUUUUGUUUCGUCUUAUCGCGUCGCGUCGCGACUCGUCGCGUAACCCGUUCGACUGUCCACCGUCUUUCUCGACUCUUUCCUCUCCAUCGCGUUCCUCUCUGCUUCUCUUUGUGGCGCUGCCCCACUACGAACGGGGACUGCCGGGGACUGCCGGGACUGCCGGGGGCAAUUGGGAGGCAUCCGGGGGACCAUUUAGAGCCGCUGGGGGGCCGGUGCUCGAUGAGUCACUAUAUAAGACGGGCAAGGACAAGAAGGUGUAUGUUAGUGUACACUCAAUCUUUACGUAGCUCGCACGACUCACGAUACAGCGAGCGCCGGCAAAUUCGGCUGCGGCGGUGACCGACUUUUUUUCUUUCCUCCAUUCUCUCAUUCUCGCCCAUUCUCGCCCAUUCUCGGCCACUCCUCCCGCUCGUCUCCUUUUUUCCCGUCCUAAUCGUUUCGGCCCCUGUAUUCCGUUCGUUUCUGUACUCGUCGUUCUUCCCCGAUUCCCUCGAUUUCGUCCUAUUCAUCUCCCAAUGUUGUCGUUCGCCCUCGCGUCCUACCGAAUCGUCAGCCUUCGAAUCGUCUUCCAUCCGCUUCCAUCUCUCCCUCGUUUCGCUCGUCUUGGUCUCGCGGCCUGUUCCGAUACCGUUCGUAUCCGAUCGAGACUUCCGAUCUCCCUGGAAUCUUCGAACGACCGUGUAAGCGACUCCGACGAUCGUCCGGCGAGCGAUCGUAACGAAACGCUCGCGUUCGAACGUUCACCCGUAUUCACCUAGCGCGCGUUCUCCUCUCGGAAUUAUGACCGAAAAGCCGGAUCGACACUGACAUUCGUAGCCACGAAUCGGGGAAACGUCGCGUCGAAAAGGAAAGUCGCGCGCGAGCGUCUGUCUUGCUCUCGUGAAAACAGCGGGACGAAAUAACAUCGACGAAAAGCUGACGUGUCCGGGACGCGCGAACGAAAGCGCCGAUAGAAGGAUACAAAUCGAAAUAGAGGAAAGAAGGAAGGUAAAAAGAGGAAAGGUUCGUCGAAUUCCCGACUCCCGAUUCUCGAUACCCGACGUUCGAUAUUUGACGCUCGACGACGCAACAACCGAAGAGCCCGAUGAUUUCAUCGAAGUAUCGAUAGAGAAUCUCGAAAUAUCAAAAAUCGAAGAAUUUCGAGUGAGAAAAGCUAAAUAAGCGAAUCCGAAGUUACGACCGAUCGUCACGAUGCUGGUAGAAUACGCGGCACAGUGGACUUGGCAAGCGAUGGGCGGCACAAGAAUCGAUGUCCUCUGUACGUUUCUCGUGUUCUUCGGUGCGCUAUUGGCGGCAAGAUGUUUGCAAUGGGUUAAAUACGUGCGUUCCUUGCCACCGGGUCCUUGGGGCGUACCCGUGUUCGGUUAUCUGCCGUUCUUGAAGGGCGACGUUCAUCUUCAGUACGGCGAACUCGCAAAAAGGUACGGCCCUAUGUUCAGUGCACGUUUAGGAACGCAACUCGUAGUCGUACUCAGCGAUCAUCGUACCAUACGCGACACGUUUCGUCGCGAAGAAUUUACUGGAAGACCGCAUACCGAGUUCAUCAACAUCCUCGGUGGAUAUGGUAUUAUCAACACCGAGGGUGCAAUGUGGAAAGAGCAAAGAAAAUUUCUUCACGAUAAACUCAGGAGCUUCGGCAUGACCUAUAUGGGUGGUGGAAAGAAAGUUAUGGAAUCGAGAAUUAUGCGCGAGGUGAAGACGUUUCUUCGAGGACUGGCGUCGCGACGAGGUGCACCGAUGGACGUUUCGGCGUCUCUUGGAAUGUCGGUUAGCAACGUGAUUUGUUCGAUCUUGAUGGGAGUGCGUUUCCAACACGGCGACACCAGAUUCAGCAGAUUCAUGCACUUGAUCGAGGAAGGUUUCAAAUUGUUCGGGAGCAUGGCCGCGGUGAAUUUUAUUCCCGUGAUGCGUUAUCUGCCCUGCCUGCAAAAGGUACGAAACAAAUUGUCGGAGAAUCGGGCGGAGAUGGCGGACUUUUAUCAAGAGGCGGUCGACCAACAUCGCGCAACCUUCGACGAGGGCACCGUUCGAGACUUGGUCGACACGUAUCUGCUCGAGAUCGAGAAGGCGAAGGGCGAAGGUCGCGCGGCGAUGCUCUUUCAAGGAAAAAAUCACGACCGACAGAUGCAACAAAUUCUCGGAGACUUGUUCUCCGCCGGCAUGGAAACGAUCAAGACCACGCUGGAAUGGGCGAUCGUACUGAUGCUGCAUCAUCCGGAAGCGGCGACCGCGGUACGGGAAGAGUUGGAUCAAGUGGUGGGCGACUGUAGAUUGCCGGCUCUGAAGGAUCUACCUUUUCUUCCGAUCACGGAGGCAACGAUUCUCGAGGUGCUUCGAAGAUCGAGCGUGGUGCCAUUGGGAACCACUCAUGCGACCACACGGGACGUGACGUUGGACGGUUAUACGAUCCCGGCUGGAUCGCAAGUCGUGCCUUUGCUGCACGCGGUACACAUGGAUUCGAAACUUUGGGAGGCGCCCGAGGAGUUUCGGCCGAGUCGAUUUCUCUCGGCCGAAGGUAAAGUCCAGAAACCGGAAUACUUUAUGCCUUUCGGUGUCGGCAGACGUAUGUGCCUCGGCGACGUCUUAGCGCGCAUGGAAUUAUUUCUGUUCUUCAGCUCGUUGAUGCAUACUUUUCAAUUGAGAUCGCCGGCUGGCGCGUCGUUGCCGAGUUUGCGCGGUAACGCCGGUGCUACCGUCACGCCGGAUCCUUUUCACGUUUGCCUGGUACCGAGGAAUCUCGAGCUUAUCGAAGACGCGAGCAACCGAUCGAUCGCCUCGAGCGCCGUUUUACGAAACGUCGCCGGUCAUUGAGAACUCGUUGUUCUUUGUGUCGUUGGCUUCCCAACGAUCGACGGAGCACGGUAGUCGUUCCUAUCCCAGUCCCGAUCUCGGUCCCGGUUUCGAUCCCGAUCCCGGUCCCGGUCUCGAGGUCGACGACGAAACCAACUAAACAACUAUUGCUGCGAGCGUUACGAGAAAUUCUGCAUAGAAAUGAAACGACGGUUUUUGGUCGAUCCGUUAGCAUUGGCCAUCCCUCGUUCUCGAUUCGUUACUCCGACGCCGAACGAUCGAACACAUUCGUUUCAGUUGCUAUUUAUUCGCGUUCGGUCGUCGACCGUUCAAAACAUUUUGGAGAACGAACGCUGGAUCGCGAACGAUCGUCGUACGCCGGCUGGCGAGCACGACGAGCAACAACGACUCUUCCAAAGCUCGCAAUCGUUGCGUCGUUUUAACGAUGACAACGAUAACGAGAAAAAUGUUGUCCAUAGAAAUCGAUAAAAAAACGAUAGUUGAUAAUAAGAGCGAUAACGAAGAUAGUAAUGGUAACGAUGACAGCGAUGAUAGCAGUAGCAGUAGGUAGGAAUGGUAACGGUAACGGUAACGAUAACGGUGGUAACAGUAGCGAACAAUUGGUAGGAAUACGAGGGUACGCGCUCUCGGUCGUAGGGCGCGACGACGGAAGAUGGUGGUACCGAGAAAGACGAUGCGAAUCGAUCGUGGUAACUGUCGUAACGUAAGAUCGAUCGAUCCGUCGAAGAAGCCGACGCGUUUAUCGAGAACAAGCGACGAAGACAAAACUGUUUAACGAGCGCGCGCUUGAAAUUUGUACAUACUUGUACCAUACGCGUGUGCAUUUUCGAAUUAAUAAGCGAAUAAGCGAAUAAGCGAAUAAGCGAAUAACCGAAUAACCGAAUAAGCGAAUAAGCGAAUAAGCGAACGAGGGAGAUCAUGGCGGACGAUGACAGCGCGAGAUUCUCUUCGUCCGCGAGUUCUCGUUCGUCUACCGUCCGAAAGUUUUUCUACUUUGUACGAUCGAAUCGAUGCAAGUUGGAUCUUCGACGAAAACGUGACUUUUCGGUUGAAACUUUGAAACGGUGGAUCUCGCGUUUCGACGCGGCUACGCGAAUACGAACGUGGGUCGUUCGAUCGCGCGGCGUAAAAAAUUGAAAAGCUACGUCGAAGUCGUCGAUCCGCGUUGAGCGCGAACAAAAAUUGAGGCUGUGAAUCACGAAUUUAGGAUGUUGGAUCUUCGUGGUCCGUGUGAUAUCGCGAUCGUAAAAUCAUUUCCAAAGAGUUUGUAGUGCGAGUCACGGAACACGGACGAAGCUCCGUGCGAUUCUUUCCAAGCGUUGCGCGCCGCACGCGCGUGCAUGCAUACGCGUAUGCAUAUACGCGUAUGCGUAUAGAUGUUAUACGUGGAUGCGUGGUACGGGCCGUGUCGGUGCUCCGACCGUGUUCCCUGGUAAGAAAGUUAAGCGCGGUAUGCUCGAAACGAGGACUACCGCUCUCUAGUGUGUUCACCCGCUAACCGCGAAUCGAUGUUAUUUAAUAUUGUUCUCUUUUCUUACGAUUAAACUUGUUGUUUCUCGA